Ailuropoda melanoleuca (giant panda) is the source of this 4361-nucleotide messenger RNA. RefSeq names its product low density lipoprotein receptor class A domain containing 3 (gene LDLRAD3). Lineage: Eukaryota; Metazoa; Chordata; Mammalia; Carnivora; Ursidae. The transcript is spliced from 6 exons. Gene Ontology annotation, biological process: receptor-mediated endocytosis. The coding region runs from base 524 to 1549 and encodes 341 amino acids. Gene Ontology annotation, cellular component: plasma membrane. Gene Ontology annotation, molecular function: protein binding. The record is from RefSeq and is a predicted model, not a curated record.
UAAAAUACUUAAAGAAUACAUAAUUUUAAUAUUUCCAAGAAAACGUCCAUGAGAAGAGGGAAAUGCAGACGGAAAGUGUGCUGGUGUCUGCAGCGCAGAGUGGUGGGUGGGCCUGACACCUUCCUCUGGACACUCCCGGCAGCCUUUCCUUCGCACACCUGCUCCCUGGGCUCGUGGAAGUGUUUGCUAACGGAAGCUUUGGGGAUAAAAAAUCCUCCCUGCUAAUGAGAUGAGAAAGUUGAUUAAGCUUCCAGUUGGGCUGAGCAGGUCUGACACCAGCGGCUGCCCAGGGGCAGCGUCUACACAGGAGAGUUUCCAAGGGCAGUUUCGGGCCUGCCAGAGGGAUGGUGAAGAAGACUUCGAGAAAGUUAUUGAGAAGGAAAGUCUAUUUUUGCUUUUAUAGAUCGGUAAGCAUUGCUGGUUUUUAAAGUAUGAGCAGACAUUUUCCUGGUUGAGCCGAGUGUGUUUUCUCCUUUGACAUUACAGCAUAAGGAUUAUCGUGGAGAGCUUUGCUACUCAAAGGAUGGUGGACAGGCCAGCAACGGCAGCAUCACAGAGCCAGCUGCUCCCUGGGAACAACUUCACCAACGAGUGCAACAUUCCGGGCAACUUCAUGUGCGGCAAUGGCCGGUGCAUCCCCGGCGCCUGGCAGUGUGACGGGCUGCCCGACUGCUUCGACAAGAGUGAUGAGAAGGAGUGCCCCAAGGCUAAGUCGAAAUGCGGCCCGACGUUCUUCCCUUGUGCCAGCGGCAUCCACUGCAUCAUCGGCCGCUUCCAGUGCAACGGGUUUGAGGAUUGUCCGGACGGCAGCGACGAGGAGAACUGCACGGCGAACCCUCUGCUUUGCUCCACUGCGCGCUACCACUGCAAGAACGGCCUCUGCAUUGACAAGAGCUUCAUUUGCGAUGGGCAAAAUAACUGUCAAGACAACAGCGACGAGGAGAGCUGUGAAAGCUCGCAAGAGCCAGGCAGCGGGCAGGUGUUCGUGACGUCGGAGAACCAGCUCGUGUACUACCCCAGCAUCACGUACGCCAUCAUCGGCAGCUCGGUCAUCUUCGUGCUGGUGGUGGCGCUGCUGGCGCUGGUCUUGCACCACCAGCGGAAGAGGAACAACCUCAUGACGUUGCCCGUGCACCGGCUGCAGCACCCGGUGCUGCUCUCCCGCCUGGUGGUCCUGGACCACCCCCACCACUGCAACGUCACUUACAACGUCAACAACGGCAUCCAGUACGUGGCCAGCCAGGCCGAGCAGAACGCCUCGGAAGUGGGCUCCCCGCCCUCCUACUCAGAGGCCCUCCUGGACCAAAGACCCGCGUGGUACGACCUCCCUCCACCGCCCUACUCGUCCGACACCGAGUCUCUGAACCAAGCCGACCUGCCCCCAUACCGCUCGCGCUCCGGGAGCGCCGACAGCGCCGGCUCCCACGCGGCCAGCAGCCUGCUGAGCACGGAAGACAGCGGCCACAGCCCCGGGCAGGCCGGCCCUCCUCCGGAGAGCACCCUGGGGCCCAGGGACUCCGUGCCUGGCCAGGACACCGCAGAAGUCUAAACCCGGCUCUUCCAAAGUCCAUAUGGGUUCAUCUGCUCUGACUUGUUACCAUCCUAACAACUUACGCUUGUGGGAAGCUCCUCAGGGUGCCUCAAGGAGGGAUUUGGGGUGUCAGCUAACUCUCCAUUCCCCUUCCCACCCCCCUCCCCGCCCCAAAUUUCAGGGAUGUUCUUUUGAGGGAGACCUGGCGUUUUUCCGGCCUCUCAGGUGACCUGAUGUAUUGUGCGUCUUGUCUGGAAGGUCACUCAUCCUUCGGGGCCCAGGAUCAUGACCUCACUUGUCAUAUCAUUGUCCUGUGACUGGUGGCAUCGUGCCGAAUAGGCAGCCUUAGUUUGCAGGCAGCAGGAUAAGGCAGUAUUUGGGGAGUCCUCGAGAACGCAGUGUUUCUGUGCCAUGCUGGGUGUUCAGAGGGGCAGGAGACACUGGGCCAGGCUCUCCGUGGGCCACUCACUACAGCUCUAUUGGGGAUUGGGCUUGGAUGGUGCUCCGAGGAGGCCGGCAUGGAUGGCCACCCUGGAAAGAAUCCGGGUGAGCCCCAAACCCUGCCUUGCACUCUUGUGCACACCGCCCUCAGUUCAUUGGAGGCGGCGGCCAGAGGAGACGUUGCCAAGGGUUAUGCCCUUGAGCCAUCAGGGGGCCAUUUUGGUUCUCUGAACAGCUCAAACCAUCUACUCUGCAGAGAAUCGGGCUUUAAAAACUUGCCCGAAAAUCCUCGUUUGGAGGGUCUGGCAGCGUCUGUCAUCAGCCUCAUCCCAGAAUAGGCAGGAAGCCCCAGCCAUACAUUCAACCGAGUUCUCGGCUCCUCAAAUGCCGGCUGUUGAGAGCCUGGGCCUGCUUUGGUCCACAGUCCUUCCCCUGGCUUCUGGACUGUCACCCCUCCAGCUGUGACCUGCCCGGAGCCAAGGAAGGAGGACCCAACUUGAAUUGGCCAAAAAUCGGAUCUGGUCCUCUGUCCCUGGAAACCACACCCAGCCUGUCUUGCCCAUUCAUGCAACUUUCCGCCCUAGCUUCCCAGGUUACCUUCACCCCCAGAAGUCAUUUUCCCUGUGCAUUUGGACUUGACACUGUGGUUUCUGACAAGCAUGAGAACCAUAUUCAGUAGCUCCCACCAGGGCUCCUGGCUCCCUGCUCUGCACACACUUCCCUUCCCAAGGCCCAGAGACCAGCACCCUGAUUUAGGGUUAGGGUUAGCGGCAGGCUCAGGCUUCUUCUGACCUGCCAUAGUUUCUCCUCUAAAAGACGUGGACAGUAGACAAUUUGGAGUCAAGAUUUGCCAUUCGGACUUUUUUUUUUUUUUAAUCUCUUAGAAAUGCAUUUGAAACAGUGUGUUUGUUUUUUCCCUUCUAGUUAAGGGAUUAUUUAUAUGUGUAUAGGAAAGCUGUCUUUUUUGUUUGUUUGUUUUUCCUUGAGUGAGGUCCAAAGAAAGAUGCGAAAGAAGAUCACACCUUUGUCCCACUGAGCCUUGAUACCAAGUCACUCCAGACUGACCUGCGUGCCAGGCUUUUGUGCAUUGUUGCACUUUGAGUCAUUAUUUAUCGAGUUCUUGAAGGAUGCAGAAAGAGGGAUGCCUUUCUCCCUUGGUUCACAGUCUCUGUGUUUAUGCUAGCUUUCCUCUUCCUCUGUGCCCAGCCCGCCACAGGGCCCACUCCCUGGAGAAAUAGUGGGUAGAAAUGUGGGCGUUCGUUGGCAGGAAACCACACUGACUGAUGGGGAACAAAACUGGAACCAGGUGGAACCACUCCAGGCAGCUGUCACCCGUUCAGGACUUCUUCCACAGCAGGAGAAGUGUUCAGUGACCUUGUUGAUGCAAAUUUCAAUGAAGCCUGCAGGAGUGGGGGGGUACGACGUGGCAUUUAAUGAUCCUGUUCUCAGGACUUUUUUUUUUUUUUAACCAAAUCCAAACUGUGUUACAGGAAAGCUAGCCACUUGUUGAUUUCUUUUUGUCUUUUUUAAGUUAAAGAAAAGGAGCCUUAGUUGCUUGCGUCUUUCAUUUUUUUAAAUGACACUUGAGUUAUUUUCCACGUAAUCCAAUAAAGAAAGAACUUUUGAUGGGAGCCAGAGUGUGUUAGGAACUCUGGCUGAGCAUUUCAUCUCCUAUGAGUCAGAAUGGCUUUAUAUCUUCUCCUUUUGAUGGGCCCAUGCUUCUUUCUGGUAUUUUGGAAGGUAUUUAGAGGAAGGGAUUCUAAUUUUAAUUAAUUGUGCAGUGAAUUAAUCUCACUCGCUUUUCUGCUUCCAGGCAUCUUAGGAAAAACAAAUGGUCUUAGUAGAUAAGAAAGCCUAUUAAUGUUGUGUUUUUUUUUUUAAAUAAACACAGGGACAUUUUUAUUAUAGAUGGUGAUUUUUUUAAUGAGUCUUUUAAAAAAUAUAUAAAUAGGACACCAAAGCUGUAGGGAUUUUUCCUGUUUUUUUCCCCCUACUCAAGAUGGCAAAUAAGUGGCCAGCAAUAUUUUUUAACUCAUUCCAUCCAGGCUAUUUUUUUACAUAUUGCCUAAAUCUACAGAAAACCAUCUCUGCUCUUUUUUCUCAAAUGAGACCAGCAAGUUCUUUUUAUUUUCAUGUUCAAAUUCACAUCCCUGUAACCCAUAUCUUAUCCCCUGACUCAGCCCCCUCCUCUGAAACUGACUUUUUAAAAAAAAUGCAACAAAGUGGCUGACAAAUAGCGUGCGAUGUUCAAAGUUGAUGUAAACUGGAAAGUUUGUUGUGUGGUUGCUUUUCGUGUUUUGGUCAGGUUUUGGUUUGGGUUUCUGUUUUUUUUUGUUUUUUUUUUUUUUAAUUUUUAUACUUUCAAAUAAACUUGCAGUUUCAUUCUUUC